GACAACUUCCUUGGUAACAAGAAGCUUGCUCUUCAGUAUAUUUUUGUCCGGCAUAUGCCGCUAAAUACGUCAGUGGAAAACGUAUUCUGAAUUGCUUAUUUAAUUCUAACGUUGUUUUAUUUUAUUUUCUGUAUUAAUGGGUUUAAAGCUCUUGCGAGCGACAUAGGAGAAAUUAUUCCAGCUAACUGUUACGUUAACAUUACCUAGCUAGCUAAUGAGCCAGGGUCCGCACUGUUCACCAUGUCUCUUUGAGGAGAUGAACUCCCGCCGUUGGUGUCGUUCACUUCACAUAUUCAUUGUCUUGUGUGCACGUUUGGCCAACGCAGCCACAGAAUCUGAGGUCUCUCCAACCGUCAAUGUAAGCCCAACAAAUGGGGGGGCUUUCAGCUCCGCGACCCCUGCUCCGGACGUCACAGAGGCCGUGGACUCCACUAGUGUCGGCACCACAGGGGCGUCUGAAGCUCCUACUGUGCUCACCGAUGAGCCCUCGGCACCCACCGUCCAGCCCGUGGUGACCCCAGAGGGUUGCCUCUGCAAUUUAACGCCUGAUUUCUGCGACAUUGGCUGCUGUUGUGACACAGUUGACUGUGGUAUGGCUAACUUGAGUACAGUUUUCACUGGAUGUCCAAAGAAAGCCAUAUCAGGAUUUUGCAUUGAGAAAUGGCUGAUGUUCAGGGCUAACGUGGAUUCAUCUCUUGUCACUGUGACUGACUCUUUGUUUUGUGUCCGGUCUGAAGAUAAAGCACGCAAAUCUCUCCAUGCUCUACCUCAGUAUCCAGCUUUAGGUGAUUCAUACCACUUCUCACCACCAGCACCUACAAGCAUCAGCCACAGCAGAGCUUUCUACAGGGUUGAUGAUGUCAUCCAGACAUAUUUCUCGAGCUCGUCUGUGCGGGGUCUCCUUCGGCAGCCAUCUCAAGGGGCUGCUGCUGCAUUCUGUAUCAAUCGCAACCCUGCAAAGUUCUUGAGGUCUGUGUCUCUGUCUUGUACCCGCAUGCUGACUCCUCAGUCCUGCACCACUGACCCAAAUCUCAAUGCCAACUCCUACUUUUCUGACUUGAGCCUGAUCAAGAUUCCAAUAGACGAGACGUCACAAGUGUCAGACCUUCUGAUCCCAGUUACUCCACAGUCUGAGUGGCCUGCACCAGGCCAACGAAACAGCCUCUGUGUUAAUGUGGUGAAAAAGGUUGAGUUUGUCAUAGGAUACACAGGCAGAGGAGAACUCACGUAUGCAACUGUGAAUGUGGUCUUAGCUGAUGUGGAUCCAAAUCAGUUCCUGUUGCAGACACACUCCGUGCAGUUCCAGCUGGCCACACCCAGCCCCACUCCAGGAGGACUGAUGCCUGCAGUCGGACUCAGAGUCGGAUCUCCUGUCAUUGGUCGCUUUAAUGGAGAAGAGACAGCUCUGACCAUGCUGAGGGCAUCACAGAGUGGGGAGUGUUCCUCUGACCCCAGCAGACGAGCACCCAUCCUCUUCACACACAACACCAUCACUGGCUGCACAUUCAGUUCCCCAUCUAGCGACUGUUCAGAGCUGCGGUUCCAGAUUUAUGGGAUCUUGCAGGGAUUGGCUACUCCUGAUGAGCUUGCCAUGAACUCUGGCUCCCAUCUGAGCUGGACAAGAGUCAUUACCCAGGAGUGUCCUGUCAACCUGCAGGAAACAUGUGAAUCAGGCUGCCUCCUACCCAGCUCCCUCUCUAUCAGAGUGCUAUGGGCUCGCCAGGGUUUCUUACACCUUCCCCAGAAAUACAUCCUGGGGGCCAAAUACCUUUACAAGUGUCAAAAUUUCAAGUGUCCUGUGUCGUCCCCUCUCGCUCUAACCACCGAGGUGACGUUUGCCGACAUUACAGUUUACCCAGAACCCCCCAGGGGCUUGCCUCAGCCUGACUGGAAGUUUCCAUUUGGUUUCUUCACUAGGGGCACUACAGAGCUGGACGGGCACAUUGUUAUUAAUGCCAGUAGCGCUGAGAGGGUCACAUGGAGUUUAAUGCUGUUCACGGUCGUGUUGCUAACAGGAUUAGAAUUCUUUACAAGGUAGCUGGAUACUGAAGGUAAAAGUGGAGCAGUUAUGUUCUGAGGGCUUCUUAACUUGAAGAAAUGCUUUAUAUGAAUGAAUUGAAAUGAAUGAGUUAGGGAUUUUAUUUUGCUUAGCUUUUUUUUAACAAUAUAAAGAGUCAUCCUUAAGUAAAACAUGAAAAUGGUCCAUACUGUAUCAUCCUAAAAUACCUUAAUUUAUGUGUUUUGUACAUUUUCAGGAAUACAUACAUUUUUACAAGACA
Molecule: messenger RNA, 2279 nt
Organism: Xiphias gladius (swordfish)
Lineage: Eukaryota; Metazoa; Chordata; Actinopteri; Istiophoriformes; Xiphiidae
Product: tectonic-3-like
Exons: 14
Coding region: 215-2038 (607 amino acids)
Biological process (GO): smoothened signaling pathway; cilium assembly
Source: RefSeq, a predicted model, not a curated record